This is a messenger RNA of Anopheles marshallii, 816 nucleotides long. Its product is annotated as larval cuticle protein LCP-30-like. Lineage: Eukaryota; Metazoa; Arthropoda; Insecta; Diptera; Culicidae. Gene Ontology annotation, molecular function: structural constituent of chitin-based larval cuticle. Bases 1 to 816 code for a protein of 271 amino acids. The record is from RefSeq and is a predicted model, not a curated record. Gene Ontology annotation, cellular component: chitin-based extracellular matrix. The transcript is spliced from 4 exons.
AUGCGCCUCCAUUUGAGCAUUUUUAUGCUAGGAGUUGGGCUCGUACUAGUGUCGGCACAGAACGAUGGGAAAUAUAGACCGUCACCAAGCGAACUAACAACUCAGCGGCCACGCUAUCGGCCCUACGUUGAUGGAAGAUAUUUGCAGUAUCCGUACAGCCCUUAUCGUUACACGAACGAUCAGCGAUAUUACAACCGAAACGAUGGUCGAUAUAAUCCGGGUAACGAUGGAAGAUACGUACCAAGGAAUGAUGGCCGUUACGUGCACGUAGACAACCGAUACAAGCACACGGAAGGACCUAGUGGUAGUGGGGCGGGUCGUCAAGGAGCAUCGGGUGGAGCCGGCGGUGGAGCAGGUGCCUCAGGAGCUAGUGCAGCCGGAGGAGCCAGUGCUGCUGAUUCCAAUCCCCCAAAACCCGCAACAACUACUGCACCGCCAUCUACAUCACCACCGACCGCUGUACCAACGUUGGCCAGAAUAGCCCAGGUUAAGGUCGCUCCAAAGCCAGCGUACGCCCCAGAUGGAUGGAAAAUAAUUCGUCUAGAAAACCAAGUUGAACAAGAUGGCUACCACUACGUAUUUGAGACAGAAAACGGAAUCUUGGCCGAAGAGGCGGGACGUAUCGAAGACAAGGGCACGGCCGCGGAAGGACUUCGUUCGCAAGGCUUCUACCAAUACGUCGGUGACGAUGGAGUUGUCUAUCGUGUCGAUUAUGUAGCCGAUGGGAAUGGUUUCCUGCCGCAGGGUGAUCAUAUACCGAAGGUGCCGCCAGCGAUCGAGAAACUGCUGAAAUAUUUAGCCGCCCAGCCAAAGUGA